AUGGCUUCGAGGAGCGGGUUGCAGACGAGGAGGAAAAGGAGGACCUAUAGUUCCGCAGCAGCAGCCGCACGGCCACCUCCCAACUCCCGACAGCAGUCUCGCAACCCAAAUCCUAAUGAAGGAGAAGAAAAGCCAGAGUUGUCGAAGGAAUCUAGGACGUCUAAACAAGGGGAAUGGGAGGAGGAUUAUGCUCGUCUAAUCCGCGAACGAGCAGCCGAACUGGCUAAAAGCGGUGUGCAAGUCGACCCUGAAGACCUUAUCAAACUCGAGGAAUCGAAUAGGGAGGGUGGGGAUGACAUUUUAAUCGACAUGGACCACGUCAACGCCAUCCUGGACUACGCCAACACGCACUGGCCGCGCACAAAGACAUUGCCCACCGGCUGGUCCUGCACCUGGCCCAACUGGGAAAACCUCAUCUCCUUCUUCUACCCAACCUCCCAAUACUUUGUCGUCAUCCCCCAAAUCGACUUUAUCAUCAACGUCCGCUACGCCAUACCAGGAGAAGUCCAGCCCGUCAUGUUCAACAACGACCUGAACGCAUUCGUGUUCGAGGUGGUCGAGAGAAAAUCUGAGGAAGAAGUGCAAGCUCAAAUGGCCAAAGACAAAGAGCAACUGGAGCGGGAACGCCAAAAAGACCAAGACAGACACCGCAAACUGUACUACCUCGACUGGGAAGAAGGCGAGCUGUACCACAUAACCAACGCGCACACACCGCGGCAGCUCGCGCGCCUCAUGAUCCACAGCGGCGGGCUCUCCGCGCUCUCCCUCUCCCUGAUCCAGUCAGACCCCAAAGGCGAGGAAGUAGCAGACCGCAUCCUCGCGCGCGACGCCUCCGUCGUCCCUCUCCUCGAAGAAAACUACCUCGGGUACACACCCGUCCCAUCCACCGACCUCUCCAACCACUACCUCCAAGAAACCGAGCAACUGAUGGAGGAACUCGGCUACGGCACCCUCCUCGACGAGUACGACCGCGCCAAUAUGGACCCCGAACUCCGCGCCGAGAGCGACAGGGCGUACCAGCAGCUCCUCCACUUUAUCAGACUCAUGUCGAGCGGCCGGGAGCAGCAAGAGUUUAGCAGGCAGCUGCUGCAGGUCAUGAAGCAGGUCACACCUGAGGAGCUCAAGCCUAUGCAUGAUUUGUUCCAGCUGUUUAGGAAUUUGGGCCCGGAGCAUAUUCCGGUUGUGUCUGAGGAGUUGAGGAGGCAUUAUUUGCAUUUGGAGAGGGAGGUGCAGGCCGAGUCGCAGGUUUUGGGAGAGGUGUUGGCUGAGUUGAAGCGGCAGCGGGAGGUGAUGAAGGGUGGUGGUGACUCGGAGCAGGCGCAGGGGCAAGCACAAGGGGAGCAAGGCAAGAAAGAUUAG
Molecule: messenger RNA, 1359 nt
Organism: Coprinopsis cinerea okayama7#130
Lineage: Eukaryota; Fungi; Basidiomycota; Agaricomycetes; Agaricales; Psathyrellaceae
Exons: 4
Coding region: 1-1359 (452 amino acids)
Source: RefSeq, a predicted model, not a curated record